Molecule: messenger RNA, 1014 nt
Organism: Fusarium venenatum
Lineage: Eukaryota; Fungi; Ascomycota; Sordariomycetes; Hypocreales; Nectriaceae
Product: class II aldolase/adducin N-terminal
Cellular component (GO): cytoskeleton
Molecular function (GO): actin filament binding
Source: RefSeq, a predicted model, not a curated record
AUGCUCUCGUCAACACGUUUCCGAGCCGGCGCCCUCCGGCGACUCAUCUCAAAGCAGCCAUCUCACUCAAUUAGCACUUCUACCGCCAAAUCUCGCCUUAUUACCCCAUCAACGCAACUUACCACCAAGUCUCUCCCAAACUUCAGUUCUUCUGCGCCUCGCCCGGCGUCUUUUGCUACCAGCGCAGAAGGACCUGCGAAGCGGGUAAAUACGAACUUUGCUGUGGUUGCAACAGGCGGAAUUCCGUAUCCCGGUAUUCCCAAGAUCGAGGACCCGUAUAAGAAGCGUCAAUGGCAGCUCGAGCAUAUGGCGGGCGCCUUUCGUGUGUUUGCCCGUAUGGGAUUCACUGAAGGAGCCGCGGGACAUAUCAGCGUGAGAGAUCCUGUUGAUCGUAAUACAUUUUGGAUUAACCCAAUGGGAGUUCACUUUGGUAUGCUCAAAGCAAGUGACAUGGUUCACAUCAACGAAGAUGGUCAAGUCAUCGGCGGUAAUCGUGUAGCCGUUAACGCAGCCGGUUUCACAAUCCACUCAGCUAUUCACAAAGCCAGGCCCGAUAUUGACGCUGCGUGCCACGCGCACUCUAAGUACGGCAAGGCAUGGUCAACCUUCGGCAGGCCUCUAGACAUGAUCAGCCAAGACGCAUGUAUCUUUUACAAAGACCACAGCGUAUACUCCGACUUUGGAGGCGUUGUCUUUGAAGAUGAUGAGGGUGCUCGCAUAGCUCAAGCCCUGGGUCCUAAGAACCGAUCAGUCAUUCUUCAAAACCAUGGCUUGUUGGCAGCUGGAGGAACAGUUGACGAAGCGGCGUAUUUGUUCUCUCUCAUGGAGAGGACGUGUGAGGUUCAACUCUUGGUUGAGAGUGCUAAGUUGCCUAGGAACACUAUUGGUGAUGAGGCAGCUGAGUAUACUUAUCGAUAUAAUGCUGACCCGGAAGCAUUGUAUACAGAGUUUCAACCUGACUUCGAAUAUGAAGUUUGGAAGUCUAAUGGAGAGCUUCGGGCUGGAGUCAAUUGA